This is a messenger RNA of Hordeum vulgare subsp. vulgare (domesticated barley), 907 nucleotides long. RefSeq lists its product as uncharacterized. Bases 1 to 348 code for a protein of 115 amino acids. Lineage: Eukaryota; Viridiplantae; Streptophyta; Magnoliopsida; Poales; Poaceae. The record is from RefSeq and is a predicted model, not a curated record. The transcript is spliced from 3 exons.
AUGUCUCCUUUCUCUUCCCCCCCAUCCCUUAUCUCCUGCCUCGCUCCAUCCAGGCCCGAUGCGGAUCUCACGAACGAACGAAGGAACCCUAGACUAUUUCUGCAUCACUCCAUCCAGCAGGCCGUGACGAUUUCUGGAGCCACGAUCGACCACGCCGUGAUACCAUAUCCCGCUCUCCGCCCCGGCGGCGGCGCAGCAGUUGCUCGAGGAUCAUUCGUCGUGCCCUUUUGUUACUCCAUGAAAGGGUUGAAUUACAGCAGCAAGGUUAGCGAAGCAAAUGGUGAUAGGAAGCUUGAUGCCACACGCUUUAUUCAUGAUGCAUUUGCUAGUCUAGGAAAAGAAACAUAGAAGAUAUUGCUGAUUGAGGGAGGCUCCAGGCCAGGAGCGUCACGCCCAGCACACACAAACCAAAUGAGCCCAGCUACCCAAUUACGCUGCAUCUGAUUACACCCUAGCUCAAAAGCAGGAUUUGACUACAUACCAUCUCAAACAAGACAGUAAUAGAUGAUGACAUAAUUCACUAUUGCAAUUUAUCACCACCAUAUACUCAGCCACAUCUAAUAUCCUACUUCAUGUCACUAUUAUACAUUCCAGAUCUCAAAACUGUAUGCUGCUGUCACGACAAACAAGAAUGCAAAAUCUGAUCUCAUGAUCAAAUAUAGCCCAUAGAAAAGAAACAUAUAAGAUAUUGCAGAUUGAGGGAGGCUCCAGGCCAGGAGCGUCACGCCCAGCACACACAAACCAAAUGAGCCCCGCUACCCAAUUACGCUGCAUCUGAUUACACCCUAGCUCAAAAGCAGGAUUUGACUACAUACCAUCUCAAACAAGACAGUAAUAGAUGAUGACAUAAUUCACUAUUGCAAUUUAUCACCACCAUAUACUCAGCCACAUCUAAUAUCCUACUUCA